This is a messenger RNA of Colias croceus (clouded yellow), 2697 nucleotides long. RefSeq names its product paxillin (gene Pax). The coding region runs from base 356 to 2098 and encodes 580 amino acids. Gene Ontology annotation, biological process: positive regulation of substrate adhesion-dependent cell spreading; positive regulation of integrin-mediated signaling pathway; cell-cell adhesion. The transcript is spliced from 9 exons. Gene Ontology annotation, cellular component: focal adhesion; cell-cell junction; cytoplasm. The record is from RefSeq and is a predicted model, not a curated record. NCBI's taxonomy places the organism in Eukaryota, Metazoa, Arthropoda, Insecta, Lepidoptera, Pieridae.
UUUAGUUGUGACUGGGACGCGUUGACGAAUACUCUACUCGCACGAGCAACGCGACCUCGUCCUUUUGACAUUGUCUUAUCACUUAUCAGCGCUUAUCUACGAUCAAUGAAACGGACCUCGAUGUAGAGAUAUGACCAUUCGUUUUGGCAAUUACAUUCAGUGAAUUCAUAUUCGAUGCACAUGUUGUACCAAACAUGUUAUCAGCUGAUCCUAAUUGAUAAUUAAUUGUCGUGCGUAUCGUGAUACUUGGAUGCUGUUUAUCAUAUUGGUGUAGGUUGUGAUUAUGGCGCGUUAACCGUAGUGUCGUACAAGUGGGUGGCAUAAUUUUCAAAAACGGUUUCUCGAUUGGCCGAAGAUGGAUAGGACAAUGUACGGCAAGGUGCUGCCAGGCACUUAUUAUCCAUUCCGCUGCGCUAUGAAGGAGAACGGAAUAUCGCCGGGCUAUGCCCUGUUAGCGGACCUGCAGAACUCCAUAAAUCCGGGUCGAGUUAGCAGUCCCAUCGGACGGACCACGUCACCGAGUGCCCGGACGAAUUCCCCGGGACGAACCGCGUCGCCUAUUGGCAGGGGUGGUUCUCCUGGUAGAUUGAGCUCUCCUGGUGGAAGUUUGAGCUCCCCCACGUCUACGGGAUAUGGCUCCAUCAAUGGCUCAAGGAACAUUGGAUCUGAUUAUGCUAAACCGGCAUCGCCGACGUACCAGAACACAUCGUCGUUACACGACAAAUCCACGCCCCUCAAGUACACAAGCACGCAGACGAACUACGCGUCGCACACGCCUAGCUACACGGGGCAACCGGGCUAUGGCAGAACCAGAGGCAACCUGUCCGAACUGGACACUCUUCUCGACGAUCUGAGCAAUGCGAGAUACGGGAACUACGUGGAGAAGAACACGUAUGCGGAUAGGACAGAUACUUACAACCGCACAAACGGCGCGACGAGCCCAGCGUCAGCGAGGCCCACUGUGGAUUCGCUUCUCGAUCAACUGAGCACGGAAGUGCAUAAUGGCCGCGCCUCAACAUCCCCCGUACCACCAUCAGGCACGCUCCCGCGCCCCGGUACCAAGCAAGUCACUGUAACAGUACAAGAAACAGUGGUGGAACCGGCAGCACCACCACCGCAACCGCAAGUCACCACCACGCACCGUCACCACGCGUCCAGCGCCACCAAGGAGCUGGAUGAUCUGAUGGCGUCACUUUCCGACUUUAAGGUGAGCGGGUCAGGGGCGCCCCCAGGAGUCGAAGGCGGCACUCAAGUGUAUCGCGAGAAGCGCGGCUGGCAGGAGCACUACCGCAGCAGCCCGCGGCAACCGGAGUCAGCGUCGCUUGAACACAUGCUCGGAUCUCUCCGGGCAGACAUGAGCCGCCAAGGAGUACAGACCCCGCAGAAGGGAUGCUGCAACGCCUGCGAGAAACCCAUCGUCGGACAGGUGAUCACGGCGCUGGGCCGCACCUGGCACCCGGAGCACUUCACGUGCGCGCACUGCAACCAGGAGCUCGGGACUAGGAACUUCUUCGAGCGCGACGGAAGGCCAUACUGCGAGCCGGAUUACCACAAUCUGUUCUCGCCGAGAUGCGCCUACUGUAACGGACCGAUCCUCGAUAAAUGCGUAACAGCGCUCGAAAAGACCUGGCAUACAGAGCAUUUCUUCUGCGCUCAGUGUGGCCAGCAGUUCGGCGAGGAAGGUUUCCAUGAAAGGGACGGCAAGCCCUACUGUCGUGCGGACUACUUCGACAUGUUCGCCCCCAAGUGUGGCGGCUGCAACAAACCCAUCAUGGAAAACUAUAUUUCCGCCCUCAAUACUCAGUGGCAUCCAGAUUGCUUCGUGUGCAAGGAGUGUCGCGAGCCGUUCCACGGCGGCUCGUUCUUCGAGCACGAAGGGCAGCCAUACUGCGAGACGCACUACCACGGCAAACGGGGCUCCCUCUGCGCCGGGUGUCACAAACCCAUCGCCGGCAGAUGCAUCACGGCCAUGUUCCGCAAAUUCCACCCGGAACAUUUCGUCUGCGCAUUCUGUCUCAGACAACUCAAUAAAGGCACGUUCAAGGAACAAAACGAUAAACCGUAUUGUCACGCCUGCUUUGAUAAACUUUUUGGUUAAAAAAUAUAGAUGGCGCGCAUUUCAAAGUCCACAGAUUAUUUAUGUCUUCUAAAGAUGAACUGCCAUAUGUAAAAUAUAAGAGGACGUUAUUCAAGAUUCUAAAUAAUAGCAACUGCAGUAAGAUAUAUAAAUGUAUGUGAAAUUCUAAAAUUCGUAGAUUUAGCGAUGGAAAUAAUGAUGUGAUGAUUGAAUUAGUGUUCGUACUAAAAUGGUUCUAAUAUAAGAUAGAAAGGAAUUGUUGGUCGUAUUAUUAUUAUUGUAACGUGCAAUUGGUCUAGUGUUGAGAACAGUAGUUGUAGGUAGUAUUUUUGAAAGUAUUUUCAAAUUACGAUACGAUACGAGAAAAUAUACUUAUGUGUAAGUGCUUCAGAUGUUACUCACAAGAUUUAUUACACAAAUUUUGAGAUUUUUUUUAUAUGUAAUAGAUUUUUUCAAGGCAUAAGUAAAAUGGUACUACAAAACUUUUAAGUGACUUAUGUUGAAUUGAAAAAAACUUGACUAUUAUUUUAAACUUAAGUUUAAAAGCCAUAAUAGCUGCAUUUUAACAAACGCUUUAUAAAUGUAAAGGUUUAUUUUCUGUUAUUUAUUUAUGAUAUAGU